This is a messenger RNA of Suillus subalutaceus, 711 nucleotides long. RefSeq lists its product as uncharacterized. The record is from RefSeq and is a predicted model, not a curated record. The annotation marks the transcript as partial. Lineage: Eukaryota; Fungi; Basidiomycota; Agaricomycetes; Boletales; Suillaceae. The transcript is spliced from 2 exons.
UAUUGUACAUACCCUACUUUUUCCCUUUGGCUUGCUGCACUCCCUUUAAACGCUCAUUUUGGACACAGGACCGAUCUGUCGACGGUUCCUACUGUGGCAGGCGUCAUUGUCAACGGGCGCGUUCUGCCAGCUUCGGCCACACUUGUUUUGGGGCCGCAGUACUCGGAUUGUGUCAAUAGUAUCUGCAAUGUAUAUGCCUUUCUCUCCAAGUAUGCGGUGACUGACUCAGACUGUGGCGGAUCCAGAUCUGUGCUAGUGCAUCUUGGAGAUGUUCCUGGUACGCGCGGGGUGGAACAAUUUCGCCGGCGCAAUCAUAUGCGGCGAUUGGAGGUGCAUAAUCAUGACGAAGUGUCAUUGAGCGUGUCCAAUGCCUCUCGCGCAGUCAAGGAGUGGACAGGUCACUCCUCUACGGAAAGGUGACCUGAACAACUGGUGUUGAAACUUGAAAUUGCAGCCUGAGCGAACAACCAACACGGGUGAGGAAGGUAUCGAAAAGAAUCAUUCAAAACCGUGUAACACCGAACAUUUAAAUGGGAUGGUGACUCGUCCUUGACAGAAGCGGAAUUGGUCCAAACUGAGGCGUAUGGGCCCCCGCAGACAACCAGAACAGUGCCCAAAGCAAAUAUUCAAAAGGCAUCGGCAUCGUAGGAACACAAUGGAUACCGGAAGAGAAAGCAAACUGGCCAAGGGGCAUACAACUGCAAAGCUUGC